Molecule: messenger RNA, 1552 nt
Organism: Enhydra lutris kenyoni (northern sea otter)
Lineage: Eukaryota; Metazoa; Chordata; Mammalia; Carnivora; Mustelidae
Product: interleukin 15
Exons: 7
Coding region: 176-661 (161 amino acids)
Biological process (GO): immune response; positive regulation of immune response; positive regulation of tyrosine phosphorylation of STAT protein
Cellular component (GO): extracellular region
Molecular function (GO): cytokine receptor binding; cytokine activity
Source: RefSeq, a predicted model, not a curated record
CGUCUGGCAGCCCCCGCGGAGAAGACGCGGUCUGGCAGCACCGAGCGCUGAGUUCUGCACCUAACCGAGUUCAGAGAGUUCAAGAAAGGAAGUCUUCUGGAUGGAUGGCUGCUGGAAACCCAUUGCCGUAGCCAGCUCUUCUUCUGUACUCAAGGAGUUACCCUGGCAUUGAGUAAUGAGAAUUUCGAAAACAUAUUUGAGAAGUACUUCCAUCCAAUGCUACUUGUGUUUACUUUUAAAUUGUCAUUUUCUAACCGAGGCUGGCAUUCAUGUCUUCAUUUUGGGCUCUAUCAGUGCAGGUCUUCCUAAAACAGAAGCAAACUGGGGGUUUGUAAUAAAGGAUUUGGAAAAAAUUGACAAUAUUAUUCAAUCUAUACAUAUUGAUACCACUUUAUAUACUGAAAGUGAUGCUCAUCCCGGCUGCAAAGUCACAGCGAUGAAGUGCUUUCUCCUGGAGUUACGUGUUAUUUUGCUUGAGUUCAGUCAUCCUGACCUUAAUGAAACAAUACCUAACAUUAUCAUCCUAGCAAACAGUAGUUUAUCUUCUAAUGCGAACAUAACUGAAACGGGAUGCAAAGAAUGUGAGGAACUGGAGGAGAAAAAUAUUAAAGAAUUUUUUCGGAGUUUUUUACAUAUUGUACAAAUGUUCUAUAAUUCUUGAUUGUAACUGAUCCUCUUCAGCAUAUCUGCUAUUAACAAACAUCUUCCCACGACUUAAAGCAGUGAAACCCUCUGCAGUUCACAUGGGCUGCCCAAACCAGUUUUUCUAACAAGAGGAUAAUCCAGAAUCUUGAAUUGGAUGAACUCUUGGAAAUGAAGGCGAAAAAUGGCAUUGAAUUACGUGGUGUCUAUAAACUGUCCUCAUACUUAUUUUGUUCACUUAUUCUUAAUUUAUUAUUGAAGUUGUACAUAUUUGUGGCAUAAUAUAAAGUAUUGAAUAAAACUAUGUACCUACUUUAUCCUUUGAAAUUGCACUGAUAUUUACCCCUUGUAAGGACAUAGGGGACAUUCCUUCAAGGGCAAGAGGGGAAUUACACAGCUGGUGGGCCUGAGCACCACUGGGGAAGGUCAGCUGUGUGCUCCAGCCAGUUAGGAACCCCUAACCACCAGCCUUCAUUCACCUCUCCGGUGGGUGUCCCACAAGGAGGAAGAAUUAACUCCCAAUGAGGAAGGAGAAAUAGGUGCGGAAUGGGUGCUUUACUCUGCAACAUAGUUAUUGAUAUCAAAAGCACCUGUUACUAAAGACAGUGCACGAACCUGGUAUGUAUGAUGCAUCAGUAAAUCUUGGGUGGGAAUGGUAAUAAUAAACCUUCACUGGUAGGUAGAAUCGUGUAUAGAGAACUCAUGAUUGUAAUGAUGUUAAUAUUUCAUGCUUUCCUGAGUGCAAGUGUUUUAUUUUCACUUUUUUUUGCCAUGUUUGUAUAAUAAAAAAAAAAACUGUUGAUUUGUUAGAGCCAACAUUAUCUGACAUAAAAUAAUUGUUUAUAUAUUUUUGCACUAUACUGUCUGAAAUUUACAACUUUUUUUAAAUAAAACUAUGACUAAAAUGAAA